Molecule: messenger RNA, 2772 nt
Organism: Cylindrotheca closterium
Lineage: Eukaryota; Bacillariophyta; Bacillariophyceae; Bacillariales; Bacillariaceae
Source: the annotation of a GenBank genome assembly
AUGGAAACUGCAGAGCCACAAUCCGCAGUGUCAGAACCAGCAGCAGUUGUGGAACGUGAUGAAGAACAAGAACAAGAUGAAGCUGAAGCUGAAACACAAGCAACAACCACAGAAGAACUGCCGGUAACUGAAACUGAAAAUGAAGCUGAAACAGACACGCCAGACUUGGUGGAAACUACGACGGAAGAAGAGCUAGCGGAAGACACUACAAAUGCCACACCAAUACCAGCAGACUUGGCUCCUAAAGUUGUGGAAGAAGCAACUCAUGCUAUUGCUGGGGGUGAUAAUGACGACAGUCGGCCUCUACGAAUCUUGUUCUUGUCAGAUGAGACUGGAGGAGGCCACAGAGCGUCAGCGGAAGCCUUGGGCAAGCAGUUUAUGAUUCAAUACCCCGGUUCCACAGUUGAAAUUUGCAACCUAUGGACAGAAGCGGGAGAUCGUGUCUUCAACUCUUUGGUCAAGUCCUACAAACACAUGUCAGCUAGUCCCUGGCAAUGGAAACUCUUUUAUCAUGCCACCAAUACCAAGGUGGUGGAAGUCAUUGGCAAGAAUCAUGCCAAUAUCUUUUGUGCAGAAAAAGUGAAGGCACGCAUUUAUGAGUUUCUACCCGAUGCAGUCAUUUCAGUCCAUCCCACCAUGAAUCAUUUGGCAAGAAUUCAAACCAGAGUGAUUGGCAAGGAACUUGGAAAGCACAUUCCAUUUUAUACCGUGGUGACUGAUUUAGGUUCCGCCCACUCGACAUGGUUUCAAAAGGAAGUCAACAAGAUUUAUGUCCCGACUAUCAAUUUGGUAUAUUUGGCCACCCAACGACAAAUUCCACCUGCCAAUAUUGUCUUGACGGGAUUGCCCAUAAGACAUGGAUUUGCCGUCCAGGCCAAGGCAUUGCAUGGAGACAGAACCCUACCAGAAUCCAAGGAAUACAUCGAACAGGUCCGACAAUCCUUGGGAAUAAUGAUGGAGGAGGAGGAAAAACAAGACGAAAAGGAAACCAAAGAUGAACCCGAAUCAACACCAUCGCCAAAGUCAUCUCCCAUGAUCCUAAUCAUGGGCGGUGGUGAAGGUGUCGGAUCAUUGUCUGAUAUUGUCAAUCAGCUCUAUGCUACCUUGACUCUAGAAGGACAAGAUGCUACACUUUGUGUGGUCUGUGGUCGCAACGCACAGCUAAAGGAAGAAUUGGAACAUCGAGAUUGGUUUGCGGUGGUGGAAGCGGCCUUGCAAAAGAGGAUUCGCAAACGUCGAAUGAAUCGCACAUUCAAAGAACGAAUCAUGACGAGCACUCCUCCACCCAACUUUUGUUCUCCAGACACUGUCAUUUGCGAUGAGUCCAUGGCACUGUCAGGGUUAAUGUCGAGGAAUAAGAAUUACCGAAUGGAUGGACCCAAGAGCAUGGAACAAGUCAUGGCGGAAGCCCACGAAGCACCACAAUCGCCACGCACUAGUAGCAAUAAAGCAAUGGUCGACUCGACUGCAAAUCUUACCAAGAGUCCUCUGAUGCAACUCAUGACCAAAUUGCCAGGAAUUACCCAAAAGAGGCCACCCGCUGACACCCCACCACCACCACUGACGGCUGAUAAUGAUACUGAUGAUGAUGCGGAGCAAUCGCAAGCAACAGGAGACAAUGUCAUUAUGAUCAAGGAUAAAGGAGGAAGAGAAGACGAUGAUGAUGAUGACGAAGAAGAUGUCGGAUUGAAUCCUCCUGCUAGCGCUCCCAUACCACUUGCCGCACCUCCGGCAAUUCAACCGGGACGUGUCCAUGUGGUCGGUUUGGGAUUUGUCACCAAUAUGGAAGAGUACAUGGUGGCAGCCGAUAUACUGGUCACCAAGGCUGGGCCAGGAACCAUUGCCGAAGCGGCAGCGGUGGGACUUCCCGUUUUCUUGACAAGUUUCUUGCCUGGACAAGAAGCCGGUAAUGUCGACGUUGUCUUGGAAGCUGGAUUUGGGGACUAUUGCGAGGAUCCUCUAGAAAUCUCGAAUCGUGUCUGCAAUUGGCUCAAGGACGAUAGCAUUCUUCCUGUUAUGAGUCGGGCGGCCCACAAGGCGGGUAGUCCUCAUGCGGCCGAUGACAUUGCCAGAGACAUUGGAUCGGAGACGGUCACAUGGAUGAAAAUGAAUGAGCGAUGGAAGGGUGAUCCAAUUUACCAACCUUUUAUCGAAAUGGGACACACUUUGGUUCUGGAUUCUUAUCUGCACGACAAGUCAGCGGUUGAAAAUUUGGCCAGAAUCUCGUCUGCCAAUCAAUUGGCCAACUCGGAGAGUACGAGAAGGAGUUUGGUGACUGCCGCGGGAGUUGGCGUUGGGGCUGCGGUAGGUGCUGUCGUGGCGGGACCUUUGUUGCCAAUUGGUUUAGCGGUGGGAAGUGCGAUGAUACCUGCCUUGCCCGUUGGAUUGGUGGUUGGUGGUACUGUCAGUGGACUGGCUGCCAACCAAUACAACAAACAGGAUUCUACUACGAAUGCUGCUGCACAAAAUGGUGAAGGAGCAGGAGAAGAAGAAGGCAAGGAAGAUGAGCAGAAGGAGGAACGGGACGACGAAGCACCCAAGUCUCGGUUCUUUGGAUGGGGUUCCAAUCCACCUACUCCCAUAAAUGCCCCCAAUGAUUCCAACGCACCAACUCCUGUUGGUGAUGAGGCCGAAACCAAAUCCAAGUGGUUUGGCUGGGGCAAUAAGAAGGCAGCCGAUGCUGCUGUCGAUGAAUCCCUUGUGCCCGCCCCCGAAACUGUAACCAAUGGAACAUCAGAGGCCAGCCUUGUUUCCGAGCCGGUGCAAGGAUGA